AUGGCGUAUGCCUCGGUCGCCCAGGCUGAGCAUGAGGCCGUAUAUCGCGAGUCCGCCGCUACUGACUCCGUCCACCAUCCUCCGCAUUCCUACUCACCUUCCCGCUCUCCAAUCCUGCCCGAAAUCUCGAGUCCACCGCUGUCUCUCCCUCUAUUCGAUCAAUUCUCCCGAGAUGGCGAUCUGUCGAUGGCGUCUCAAGCGGGACCAAGUUCCGUAGGCGUUGGGUCUCUUCUUAAAUCGCUGUCCUCCUCGCAGUCGUACCAAAUGGUGGAAGAAGACGACUAUGAGGAGCCAAUGCCCAGCUAUCCAGAACCUCUAGCACCACGAUUAAAGAUGAACGGUCUACCUUCUGCACAGAACACACCCGCAUUCCAGAAAGAAGACCCUCCAAUCAGGACCGCCUCAAUCAGCCGGCACUUGCCUCUGAAUCAUCCAACCCCGGAUUUGCAGUCGCUGCAAGGGGCGCUGGUCAAAAAUGUGGAACGUCUGGAAGAAAGCGCUGAGCGUUUGAGCAUGACCUCGAGCCUUGAGGACGGGUUGAACAAGAUGAAGCAAGAUCAAAAGCGCCUGGAGCGUCAGUCCUCAGCCCCAGCGACUCUGGACAACGCCUUUCGCCCCACGAUCCAGAGACAAUUCUCGACGGGUUCGUGGUCUAAUUCAAUCAUUGGUGUCAACCAAACGGCCAGGCUAGGAGGAUAUUCUCCCUCAGGAUACCACAUUACAUCUCCGACUGGGUCAAUCCGCUCCGGACCGUGGCCACCCCAGCAGCAGCACAUCGAACGACACUCUUCAAAAGGCAGUCGUCGAAGUCACGUUCUGCCACCCCUGGAAGGCCGGCCGCUGGAGUUCAGCCCCGAUCGUCAUGCCUCUAUCUCCAUCUACCCCGAAGACGAAGUAGCGCCCCGUGCGUCACCUCGAGAGUCCGAGGGCUCGAUCCAGGAGGAGAGACCCACUACCUCUGCUUCCAACGACACAUAUCGUCAAGCACAGGCCGCGUUCAAUGACUUCGAUGGAGUACACUACGGCAGCGCGCCCCUGUCCCACGAAGGAGCUGCCUCUAUAUCGCGUCGUAUUUCUCUGAACCACCCGCCGCUUGCACGAGAUUCCAAGGCUUAUAAAGAACCUCAACCAGGAGAACGAAUGAUCUACUAUCCUGCUCCGGUUCCGGUCAUGUUGAAUCUGCCUCCGAGACUGUCAAAGUUCAACAUCAGUGAACGAGACAAACGUCGACUCCAGGCUCUCAGCGGCAUCCCAGACGACGUGCGCAAGUCGGCGAUUUGGCUUGGAGAACAAGACACCGCCAAGUUGCAGGGCCAAAGUAAUCCACUCAAAUUACCUCCACAGCUGCGGGCCAGCGCUUUCUUCGAGCAACCCAGUGUCACUCAAGACUUACAGCUCAAGAACGGCUCAGCUGUCCAGACGUUGGACAGCAUCCUAGAUGCCGCUGCACACGCUCCCGUCUCAGCGUUCACUGAUCAUCCAAUUGCGGGCCAUCUUGGGAAGGAAGUCUAUGGCCCAGACGCCUCUCCGCGGAAGAGUAUGCAAUUGGCCGAAGGAAAGGCGAAGAAACGACGAAGUUCUCUUAGUACGAUGCUCAAGACGAGAAGAUCGAGCACUGCCCUCUCAGGCUCGGGCCUGGUGCGCUCAAAGUCAAGAGGCUCCCAAAAUCUGGAUGGCGCCGACCAACCCAGUGGAGAUGAACUUGACCGAGCAGCGGCGCAGUCGAUAUCACCGGAUGCUGACGAAAUAUCUGAUGAAGAGGAGGACAAGGAUGUCGUACCGCCAGGGUUUUCGACGGCGCCCACGACCUUACUUGCUGAAUUACAGAUGCGGAAAGAACAACAGAGACUACGCAAUCGCACUGCAGCAGACGCUUUUCCCAAUGGCAUGCACUCGACCCUGCUCGAGCUUGACGCUGUUACUCAGCUUCAGCAGAGAGCCCGAAAGACCAAACAUGUCACUUUGGCCUGGGAAGACCACGAUGAAGCAAAUAAACAAAACUUCGACGACGAGGAUGUCCCUCUCGGUGUCCUCUUCCCAGAAAAAGAUAGAGCAGACCAUGCGAACGCUCAUAGACCGAUCGGGCUCCUAGAGAAGCGGGAGUUGGAAGACAACGAGCCCUUGAGUCAUCGGCGAGCAAGAUUGCGAGGCGGGCCGCUUCAGACUGCAAAAUCCGAGGCAAAAGGUCAGAUCGAAGAGGAAAGCCGACCUCCCGUCAUCGAGGAUGUGCCCGGCCUCUCCCAAGAACCUCUGCCCGAGGAUGAGAACGAGACAUUAGCUCAAAGGGCUGCAAGGAUAAAGCUGGAGAAAGAGAAGGGCACUGGAGGCCAAUUUACAGAAGAGUUGACCUCUCAAUUAGGCCUCAACCUCGAGAGCGAUGUAUUACCGCCGCCGUCAAAGACACCAGAUGUGGAGGAGACAUUAGCUCAGAGGCGAAAGAGGUUGAAGGAGGAAGCAUCCACCAAUCCACAUACCAAUCAGCAGCUCAAACCCAUGCACAGUCUGGCCGACUUACUCCAAGCUCAUCCAGUGGGUACACAGCCCAAACCAGCGCUGCCUCGGACGAACUCGAAUUACGCGACCCACAACGCACAUUGGGGUUAUUCUCAGCAAAACAACGUCUUCAAUGCUUCUUAUGGCUAUCCGAACAAUGUCGGGUACAUGAACAGAGGACUCGGCGCCACAUUACCGAGCUAUAUGCAACAAACAUAUCCUUACGCCUAUAGCAACCAGCCAUAUAUACCAGACCCGAUGUCGGGUCCGCCUUUGGAUCCCAAACAGCGAGCGCAGAUUGAUCGCUGGCGGCAGAGUAUUGUACAGUGA
This is a messenger RNA of Cladophialophora bantiana CBS 173.52, 2823 nucleotides long. RefSeq lists its product as uncharacterized. NCBI's taxonomy places the organism in Eukaryota, Fungi, Ascomycota, Eurotiomycetes, Chaetothyriales, Herpotrichiellaceae. The record is from RefSeq and is a predicted model, not a curated record. The transcript has a single exon. The coding region runs from base 1 to 2823 and encodes 940 amino acids.